UUCAAUUUUUAUUAAUUGUUUUUUUAUGUUUUUAUAUAUUUGGGCGCAAUGUCCAAUCCGAUCCUGUCUCUGGGUUUCUGACGUCACAGGGAAGAACUUCUUGUGAUAUUAGAAACGCAGCGGCGGGAAAAAUCACUUUUCAUCUUUUCCCGGUGAAGUAAGGUAGGUUUGAUCUUUCUUAAAAAUGCUAACUUACACACAUAUGACCGUAUUCGUAAAAAUCUGUUUUAAAAAAUAAUAAUAAUUAGGAUUUUUAAGGGGCAUUAGCAUUACAAAGAGAAAAUAGCUUUUUUUUCUCCUGUAUUAAUGAAGUUUUUUGGCUAGUUUACUUUUCUGUGGGUUAGGUACAGCUCAUAGGUUAAAAGCUUUUCUUUUUCCUUUCUUCCCUGGCAAUGACCUGUUAAACAAGUCAAUAGGUGUAUGUAACAGUAUUCGGUUAUGUGCUGGUGUCUUGUAAAAAGUCUUGAGGCUUAUUUGUGUUUCUAUUCCAAUUUUAGGAUGGCAUUAAGACAAGUGCUGUGGGAAAAGGCCCCUGAGCCAUAUGCGAAGCCCCCUCCGCUGCACUUGCGUGUGAUAGACAUCUGUGAUAUGGUCCGAGUCCUGUCCUGGGAUUUUGUGAAAGGCCAGGCCAUACCAAAAAUGAGUAAAAAUAACACCGUUGUGGCUGUCACCGAUGGCACUACGGUAACAAAAAUAACUCUCUUCGAAGAGUACCGGCACAAAAUGGCAGUAGGCAAAACUUAUUAUGUGAAAAACUAUGGGGUGAGGGGAACCAGCCCCCCCUAUCACAUCUUAAUUUUGAAAGAGACAAUGUUCUAUAGGAGCUCACCUGUCGCUCUCACCGAUGAGCUUGUUGAGGAGGGCAAAAAGCUCCUCAACCCUAAGUCCGUACUGACCCCAACCUCUGAGGCAUCAAGAGGAAGGGGCUUCAUUACGCUGGAGGGCUCUGUUCUAGAGUUUACAGAAAUUAAGGAGGUUACUGUUGGGAGAGAGCACGUGCCAAUGAGGACAGUAAAGAUCCAACAGGGCACUGACACAGCAACAGUGAGCCUCUGGAGGGAGGCAGCAACAUUUCCGUUGCAAUGUGGACUCCUAAUUCGGAUAAGCCAUCUAAGACACAGCACCAUCUAUCUACAAACAACCAACUUUACGAAGAUUGAGAUGGUGGAGGAAGACAAAGUAACUCUCACUGGUAAGGUCGAGGGGGUUUCGAGUUGCCAGGAGGAUGACAACCUAAACAUCGACUUGUCAGAUGGAAGUGAGUUAGUAAUUGCAAAGGCGUUAUGGGAGCCAUUGGAAGAGCAGUUUGAAAAAGGUGACCUGUUUGUGACCGUGGAGAGGGUUGGAACAAGGGUCACAGCUGUAAAGGCUGCUGAGAAAAAAAAAUAGUUUAGUUUCAGUGAGCUGUAUUUCUUUUUUUUAUUUGUUCGUUCAAUCAUUCAUUCAUUCAUUCGCUCAUUCAUUCCGUUCAUUACAUUCAUUGUUCCAUUCGCAAAUUUAUCUUCAUUAAUUGAACAUUGUUGUUAGUUAGGGUUGUUUAGUUUGAUUUAUUUAAUUUAUUUUUCUAACCGCCAAGCA
This is a messenger RNA of Melanotaenia boesemani (Boeseman's rainbowfish), 1578 nucleotides long. RefSeq lists its product as uncharacterized. Lineage: Eukaryota; Metazoa; Chordata; Actinopteri; Atheriniformes; Melanotaeniidae. Bases 439 to 1389 code for a protein of 316 amino acids. The record is from RefSeq and is a predicted model, not a curated record. The transcript has 4 exons.